Messenger RNA from Rhipicephalus microplus (southern cattle tick), 2731 nucleotides. RefSeq lists its product as uncharacterized. Lineage: Eukaryota; Metazoa; Arthropoda; Arachnida; Ixodida; Ixodidae. Gene Ontology annotation, molecular function: monocarboxylic acid transmembrane transporter activity. The record is from RefSeq and is a predicted model, not a curated record. Gene Ontology annotation, biological process: transmembrane transport.
GCUUUCUGUUAUACAGAACCCAUGCAGACAUCUCCUCCAGGCAACACGUGUACAAAACAGUCACAGCCUCUUCAGAAUCAAGAAACUAGGAAAUGAAGCUACAGAGGAAACAAAUUCUGCGAUGGUGUCGUCCGGCCAUUUGCCAAGUGAAUCCCAAAUGGGACCUGACAGCUGGCACAGCUGGUUCGUCGCCAUUCUUUGCUUCUUGGUGAAUUUGCUGUUUUCAUCGUUUUUCCGCUGCGGUGGCCUUUUCUUCACUUCAAUGAUGACCACGUAUCACGCUACAAGGGCUCAGGCCGCGAUGCCAUUGGGUGCCUACUGUGGUUUCGUCAAUCUUUCGGGUCUCGUAGCCGGCGUCCUGAUACACUCGUUCGGCAUGAGGAUCAGCGUCGCACUCGGCGGACUCCUCAUGUCAGCAGGUUGUCUUGCGUCAGCAUUUGCUACUGGAAUACCGUUCCUCGUUGUAUCCGUCGGCGUCGUCACAGGCUCAGGACAUGGAAUCCUGCUGUCCUGUGUUAUCGUCGCUGUGAACGAGUACUUCGACAAGAGACGUGGCACUGCCCUUGGUAUCAACAUGGCUGGUGCCCCUGCAGCUUCCUUCAUUUUCCCGAUAAUUUUCGAUUACUGUCUCACCGAGUACAGCCUGCACGGAACAUUUGCACUUGUGGGAGCACUGUUGUUGAAUGUUCUACCAAUCAGCCUCUUUUUUCGCAAGCCGCCGUGGAUGCAGGAACAGUACUCCAAAAUAUCUGACUUCUCCAGGAACCGAGUCAUUGAUGGAGACGACGCACAAGAAAAAAAAGCGAGUCACUAUAGUGAUUACGUGGCAUCAACUUUGCGACCUCUUGUCGGCAUUAGCAACGACCAGGACGAUUCUUCGUGUGACGACAACGUUCUAUUUACAUCAACGAAUAGAUCGACAAUAAUCAAGCUGUCUAGGUAUCCCCUAUCCGUGAGGCCUAAUUAUGAAAAACCUUUAAGUAAUUCACACGGGAUACCACACAUGUUCGAGGCCUCAGACACAAGCGUUAUGUGCGCCGAAAAGAGAGAAGAGCUGUCUUGGAAGUUGCUUAAACGAAACAGUGUUGAUGUGCCAUAUAUGAGGGAAGGUCGAGAACCGCGUUGUGUCUGUGUGAACUGCUCAUGUAAAAAUGAGUGCUUGGAAGAAAUUUUUCAACAAAAUGUGGGCUCACCGGAGCUGCACAGGGCAGAAGCAAACAUUUCUGCGGAAAAUUUACCUCUGAAAGUUAUGAAAAGGACGACAGACUGCAUGAAAAUGACAUCAUUGAAAAAUACGAUGCUGACUUUCACGGGCUCUGCUGAGCCCCCGGAGGCAGGUAGGAAAGGUAUGGAAGAUGAGACAGUCCCCUUGAAGAGUGAUUAUUGUGAUCAUACGCUCAAGUCAUUGGAAGAAGUAUGUGAUUUUCAAUAUUCAGUGAAGGAAAUCCGUACACGAUCUCUUUUGCGUAGCGCUAAGGAGGUCCUGUCUACGCGACGGUUUUACGCGCACAUGUUUAGCUACUUCUCUUUCUGUUUCUUCUUGGAUACGUUUCUGGCUGUGGCCGUUGACUGCGCAGUGGACAACGGGAUUAGCAAAGAAGAUGCUGCGCACGUACUAACAUUUUUCUCCUUGACCGACCUGGCGGGACGGCUGCUGAUACCGCUGAUCACCGAUUACAAGAUCGCAACUCCUCUUGGCGUCACGACACUCUCUUAUCUCGUCAUGGUCCUUAUCGGCACGACGAUGCCAUAUGCCCAAAGUGACGUUGUGUUCUGGAUACUAGUUGUAAACCUUGGACUUCCAGUUGGCUACGUAAUGGUUGCCAUGUCUCAAACUAUUGCAUGCGACGUUGGUGUGCGGAACCUCCCCAUGGCUUACGGUUUUGUAGCAUCAGUGACAGCUCUGGGGGCAUUCAUGAGGCCGCCAGUCAUAGGAUAUUUCCGGGACGCGAACGGAUCAUACGGUGGACUUUUCCACUUCAUGGGAGGAAUGGUUUUCACAUCUGUCCUGCUCACUGGCUGGCUGUGGGCUACAAGUAGACGACAAAAUAAACUGCAACACAAGACUUUGUCGGCCGAAAAAACGGCGGGUCUAAAUGUUUGACAUAUGAUGUGUGUGCAUGAUUCAGUGCUUGUCAAUACUAAGAGUAUUUGGUGAAUUGAAGACAACAUAAUUUAGGUUCUUUCAAUAAGCAGCAAUGUACGGAGCUUUGCAGACUGUCCGGAAGUUGUCGUGGCUGCCCUUAAUGCAGAAGUUUGAUAAAUAUUACGAGCCCGUACCUUUACCUAAUUUGCACUUAUAUUUUCAUCUAUUAAAAACACUUUAAGCUUCCGAAGGUACUACAGAAAGGAGUAGUGAAAAUACUACUCACGCUAGUAGCUAAAACACAGUUUCGAAGCUCUGUAUGUUCGUUAUCUGGCGAUGUGCGUAGGAAGGUUGUUGUGGUGGUUCUUGUCUCAGGAAAAAUCACACCAAAAACAGCAAUGGCACACUUUUUGUGAGUAGAUGGAAGACCCACCUUGCAGCCUUGUUGGUACGAAACGAAGUGGAUGAAACAGGACAUAGUUCAAGUGCCUGUUAUAAAAACAAACCCCGUGAAAAAGCCUUCUAAGCAAGUUUAAUUACGUCCUAAUGAAACCACAAGCGAGUUCAAGUAGUUUUUUGUAUACUCGACUCUGUAAAAUGAAGUUAUUAAUAUAAAAAUAUGAGUGUCCUAGCACUUUAGGUGGA